This is a messenger RNA of Xyrauchen texanus (razorback sucker), 1148 nucleotides long. RefSeq names its product mitochondrial import inner membrane translocase subunit Tim13-like. The transcript is spliced from 3 exons. Bases 91 to 378 code for a protein of 95 amino acids. The record is from RefSeq and is a predicted model, not a curated record. NCBI's taxonomy places the organism in Eukaryota, Metazoa, Chordata, Actinopteri, Cypriniformes, Catostomidae.
UCAAGGGCAUUGGCGAAUUGAUCACAUGUGCUGAAGCGGCGCAGACAUUAAUCGUUUGCUCUUAAUUUUGUUAUAUCUUUAAUAUCUAAUAUGGACAGUUUCAGUUCAGAUUUUCCCUCCGGGUCUUCGUCUGGUAAAAUGGACACCGGAACUAUAAUGGAGCAAGUUAAAGUUCAAAUUGCUGUUGCGAACGCUCAAGAGCUGCUGCAGAGAAUGACAGACAAAUGCUUCAAGAAGUGCAUCGUCAAGCCAGGAAGCUCAUUGGACAAUUCUGAACAGAAAUGCAUUGCCAUGUGCAUGGAUCGUUAUAUGGAUGCAUGGAACACAGUCUCACGUGCAUAUAAUUCAAGAUUACAGAGGGAAAGAGCGCGUAUUUGAUGUACAAAUGGUGGCCAGUAAUACUUCUGUAUCACACGAGUACUCUGGUACAGAUUCUCGGUCUGCAUAACGUGUAUAGACUUGGAUUUUUGACCUCACAUCAACAGCUGAUCACUACAGAAGCAAGCAGGUGGAUUUAGACUGCACAUGGACGUUUUUCCAUUUUAUUGUUUUUGAUACAUGUUUAAACAGUUAAUUAAGACAUAUUUGUAAUUGAAUGAUUUGCCAAUUGAAAUUAAGAUUAUUAUGGAUAGAUUACGGUGGUUGCAUUUCAUAUGCUUGAAAUUGUGUCGAGAAUUAAGAUUAUGGGUACAGAUUUUAGCUCCACAUACUAACAACAAUGGAAGGUCUUGACUCCGCCCCUUGUGCUCUUAUCCAUGCAUCAAGCCAUCUUGUCAUUGGUGGAUCUUUCUCCCAGAAGGAAUGGCUCACUUUACCAUCCCUUUUCCACAAACCUAGUUCUUUUCGGGGGAGAAUUCAGGGGCGUCUUUGUUGCAAUAACUGUUGCCUCUUCCUCGGGUGCAGCCAAAUAGUGCUCCUUUACCCCGAAAGAACAAAAUGCAAUUGUCAAGUUUGGAGUGUCAUUUGUCUCAUUGUCUGUUCAGUACAGUACUACAUUUGUUUAGACACACAUUGUGGAAAUGCAGAUCCUUCAUGAAGUCUCGUGAAAGCUUGGCAAGUGAAACAACCUCUUUGUUCAGAAGAUUUUGUGGAAUUGUUACCCAGACGUUUUUGCAAUUAUGGAAAUGCAAAUAAAUACUAUUAAAUUG